GCCGCGCGUUACAAUCCGUCGUGCAUCCCGUCCAUCGUUCGCGGUACAGCUCGCCCUCUACCCGUGUGCUCGGCCCUUUAGUCGCGUAGCAGUUUGCCGUCGUUCUGGGCGGGAGAUAGACCCCUCGGCCACACACAUACCAUGGCAGCCCAGGGAGAACCUCAAGUUCAGUUCAAGCUUGUUCUGGUUGGUGAUGGUGGUACUGGUAAAACAACAUUUGUAAAACGACAUUUGACUGGUGAAUUUGAGAAAAAAUACGUAGCUACACUUGGUGUUGAAGUCCACCCUCUGGUUUUCCAUACCAACAGAGGUCCUAUUAAAUUCAAUGUAUGGGAUACUGCCGGUCAAGAGAAGUUUGGUGGUUUGCGAGAUGGAUAUUACAUCCAGGCUCAGUGUGCCAUUAUCAUGUUUGAUGUAACAUCAAGAGUCACAUACAAGAAUGUACCCAAUUGGCAUAGAGAUCUUGUAAGAGUAUGUGAAAAUAUCCCCAUAGUCUUGUGUGGCAACAAAGUGGACAUUAAGGACAGAAAAGUGAAGGCAAAAUCCAUCGUAUUUCAUAGGAAGAAGAAUCUUCAGUACUAUGAUAUCUCUGCAAAGAGUAACUACAACUUUGAAAAGCCCUUCCUUUGGCUUGCCAGAAAACUGAUAGGGGAUCCCAACCUUGAGUUUGUAGCCAUGCCUGCUCUUGCACCACCUGAAGUGGUUAUGGAUCCUGCGUUGGCUGCACAAUAUGAGAAUGAUCUACAGAUUGCCCAGACCACAGCACUGCCAGAUGAAGAUGAUGAUCUGUGAGGUGAAUGAAGCUCGAGCCCAGAGUCAGAAGUCUAGUUUUAUAGGCAACUGUCCUGUGAUGUCAGUGGUGCAGCGUGUUUGCCACUUUAUUUAGCUGAGCAGAACAUGUGCUUAACCCUUUGGGAUGCUGAAGGAGAUGAAUGGGCUUUGGAGUGAAUGUGGCAGUUGAGAAAUAAAUCCUUCAUAUUUUGGACCUGCAUAUCUAGCUGUUUGGGACUGCAAAUAAUAUUCCCUUUAAAAGUUUCAAAUCUAAGUUAAGACUGCUACAGUCACAUCACAAUGUUCUAUGGUGAUCCUGUUUGUUACUGUCAUUCCCAUACAUUUUUCGUUUAGAUCAUAAUAAUAAAGUUGUAUUUCAAAUACCCCA
Messenger RNA from Rana temporaria (common frog), 1159 nucleotides. It is a transcript of the gene RAN, whose product is annotated as RAN, member RAS oncogene family. The record is from RefSeq and is a predicted model, not a curated record. Gene Ontology annotation, cellular component: nucleus; cytoplasm. The transcript has 7 exons. Lineage: Eukaryota; Metazoa; Chordata; Amphibia; Anura; Ranidae. The coding region runs from base 142 to 792 and encodes 216 amino acids. Gene Ontology annotation, biological process: ribosomal subunit export from nucleus; protein import into nucleus. Gene Ontology annotation, molecular function: GTPase activity; GTP binding.